Molecule: messenger RNA, 2588 nt
Organism: Oxyura jamaicensis (ruddy duck)
Lineage: Eukaryota; Metazoa; Chordata; Aves; Anseriformes; Anatidae
Gene: SEMA4A
Product: semaphorin 4A
Biological process (GO): positive regulation of cell migration; axon guidance; neural crest cell migration
Molecular function (GO): semaphorin receptor binding; chemorepellent activity
Source: RefSeq, a predicted model, not a curated record
GCUGAGCUCUGGCUCGUUUCCGCUCGCCUUGGGGAGGGGGGGGGACACACACACAGUCCUGCUGCGGCUCCCUAACCCUCGCCCUUCCCACAGGGACGGUGCCGGGGCCCCCCAGGGGCGCGAGCCUGCCGCCCCCCCGCCAUGCCCACAGCCGCCCUCCGCCUGCUCUGCGGCGUGGUGGUGCCAGCCGCCAUGCUCUGCGCUGAGCCCCUGCCCCGCGUCGCCUUCCCCAGCGGAGAUCCCCGGAGGAUCCUGACCCGCUUCAGCCAGGACAACGUCUCCCACUACGACAUCUUCCUCCUGAGCGAGGGCGAGGAGGAGCUGUACGUGGGGGCUCGUGACAGGGUGCUGGCCCUGGCCGUGGGCGCGCCGGGCACCCUCCAUGCCAAAGCUUCGAUAACGUGGGGACCCACGGCUGAGAAAACCUCGGAGUGUGCUUUCAAGAAAAAGAGCCGGGAGACCGAGUGCUUCAAUUUCAUCCGGGUCCUCGUGGCCCUGAACCAGACCCACCUCUACGUCUGCGGCACCUACGCCUUCAGCCCGGCCUGCACCUACAUCCACCUGGAGAACUUCACGCUGGUGUCCAGCGGCAAAGGACAACCUUUCCUGGACGGGAAGGGCCAGUGCCCCUUCGACCCCCAGCACACCUACACGGCCCUGCUGGUGGAUGGCGAGCUCUACGCCGGCACCAUGAACAACUUCCAGGGCAACGAGCCCAUCAUCUCCCGCUCGCUGGGCAGCCGCACGCUGCUCAAGACGGACGCCUUCCUCCGCUGGCUCUCGGCCGAUGCCGCCUUCGUGGCUUCUGUCAGCAUCCCCAGCGAUGACAAGGUCUACUUCUUCUUCGAGGAGACUGCCGACGAGUUUGACUUCUUCGAGCGGCUCCUGGUGCCGCGGGUGGCCCGUGUCUGCAAGAGCGACGUCGGGGGGGACAAGGUGCUGCAGAAGAAGUGGACGACGUUCCUGAAGGCGCAGCUGGUGUGCUCGCAGCCCGGCCGCUUCCCCUUCAACGUCAUCCACCACGCCUUCGCCCUGCCCCGCCGCGGCGGUGGCGCCGAUUUUUACGCCGUCUUCACCUCGCAGUGGCAAGCGGGCAGGGCGAGCAGCGCGGCCGUCUGCGUCUACAGCCAGGAGGCUCUGGAGAAGGUCUUUGAGGGCAAGUACAAGGAGCUGAACAAGGAGAGCUCCCGCUGGACCGUCUACAGCGGCCCCAGCGUGAGCCCCCGGCCCGGCAGCUGUUCCAUGGGCCCCUCCUCAGACAAAGCCCUGACCUUCAUGAAGGACCAUUUCCUGAUGGACGGGAAGGUUUCCCCCACCCAAGGGAGGCCGCUGCUGGUGAAGACGGACGUCAAGUACACGCGCAUCGCGGUGGACGAGACCCACGGCAUCUCGGGGGCCGUGUACCGUGUCAUGUUCCUGGCUACCGAGGAGGGUUUCCUGCAUAAGGCGGUGGAGCUGCCUGCGGGCCCCCACAUCGUGGAGAGCAUCCAGCUCUUCAGCGCGCCGGAGCCGGUGAAGAACCUGCUGCUGGCCCCAGGGAAGGGCAUCCUCUACAUCGGCUACUCCGGCGGCAUCCUGCAAGUGCCCCUGGCCAACUGCAGCCAGCACCGGAGCUGCGCUGAGUGCGUGCUGGCACGAGACCCCUAUUGCGCCUGGCACGUCGCCCGCAGCUCCUGCCAGCCUGCCCAGGCUGCCAGCGGGGACAAGAGCGGGUGGCUGCAGGAUGUCGAGGUGGGGAGCCCGGCCGCCGUGUGCCACCGCGGGAGGAGCCUGGCCAUGCCGCGCACCCACGGCGUGCACGAGGGGCCGCCGGUAGAGAGGCUCAGCCCCUCGCUCAACGCCGUGGUGCGCCUGGCGUGCCCCCACCACUCGGCCCUGGCCACCUACAGCUGGCAGCAGCCGGGGGGCUGGGGGGGGCUCGGCGCUGCUCCCCAACCACACGCUGGUGGUCAUCAUGCAGCGCGGCACCGCCGGCGCCUACACCUGCCAGGCCACCGAGAACGGCUACACCUGGCCCGUGGCCCGUUACCAGCUGCAGGAUCCCAGCGGGGCGGCCCCCCAAGACGGACUGGCCCAGGAGGGGUUGUCCUGGGGGACCGCGGCCGCCCCCGGCAGCCCCCGCUCUUACUGGCCCCAGUUCGUCACCGUCACCGUGCUGCUGGCCGUCACGCUGGCAGCCGCCGGCGGCCUGGCCCUCGCCGCCUACUGCGAGCAGCUGAAGGCCAAGAGCAAGGUGCAGGGCUGCAGCGUGCCCCGUGCCCCCCCCGGCCGCCAGCAGGAGAAGGCGCCGCUCAACGGGGGGGGCCCGGGAGCCCCCCGCAGCCGGUGAGGAGGAGCAAGGGGGGUCCCGUGCCUGCUGCCUGCAGCUGGACGGGGACAACGGCCCAGGGGACGGCACCGACACCGCUCGGCUCCCGGACACGGCGUGAUGAACGGGCCCCGGGUCCCCAGCCGCCAUCACCGCUUGGGCCCCGCUGGGGCUGGGGGAGGCCGCGGGAGCUGAGCCCCCGCUGGGCCGUGGGAGGAGGGGGAGUAUGAAUGUGAAGCUUUUUUUGUUUUUGUUUUUGUUUUGUUUUAAUUUAAUACAA